AUGGAAUCGUCCUUGGUUAAUUAUAUUUGGAAUCCAUCGAUAAUUAUAACUAAUUCAUUGGAAACCGUGCAGAAUGGUCGCGAUGAAAUUAAAGUUUAUAGUAGUGGAUUAGUCGAAUUCACUCAAAUAGCGCAGUGGAGUCGUAUAACUUCAAUAAUGGGACCGAAAUCAGGUUGGGGUAUGUGGACUUUGACUGACUGGUACCGUGAUUAUAAAAUGAUACAAAUCAAUCUUAAAAGGUCUUUGAUUUCGUGGUUGUGCACUUAUUACAUUCCAUCCAUACUAUUAUUAAUAUGUUCGUGGAUGGCAUCGUGGAUGAAUACACAGGCAUAUUACUCACGAAUGAUUUUAUCUUUAUCAGUGUUUAUUGCUACUAUAAUUGUCAUUUUAUAUAAUAAUUAUGGUAUACAACGAACAGCGUAUAUUAAAGCAAUUGAUGUGUGGAAUUUCAUUAUUGCAACAUACGCUCUAAUAGCUCUUUUACAGUCGGCUUUGGUUACUAGUUCCACGAUGAAACAGUUUGUGCCGAGGAGAACGACGAGUUAUAUGGAUGAAAGCGACGAAAAAAUUCGUUGGUUAAGCGAAACUCCGUAUUACGCCCAAUUACCUGAAGUAAAACCUAAAACUUUUGCAAAAAUAUUUGACUGUAUAUUUCGAGUAUUCUUCCCGACCACGUUUCUGCUUAUUUCUAUGUCUUAUUUUUUUUAUUACCUUGUGCCUUACAUUUUUUAA
Messenger RNA from Dracunculus medinensis (Guinea worm), 732 nucleotides. Lineage: Eukaryota; Metazoa; Nematoda; Chromadorea; Rhabditida; Dracunculidae. The record is from the annotation of a GenBank genome assembly.